ACUGUUAGCAACAUGAAAAGUUUGUUAUUAUUGUUGCCAUUGUAAUUGUUUUAGGUUGAUCCAAAUACAAUUCUUCAUUACUUACCCUUAUUACCGGAUAAUUCAAUUACUAGCUUCCAAUAUUCCUUAAAACAACUGAGGCUUAACUCAUCUGCAGCCCCAAAACCCACUAUCAAGAAUUCCCUAAAAAUGUCUUCGUCGGCAUCUGGUGUAUUAAAAAAGACCUCAGCCCCCACCCACCGCAAGAAAUCAGGCCCCAAGUUCGAACUAAGCGAAGACCAAAAGAAUGACAUUAAAGAAGCAUUCGAUUUGUUCGAUACAGAAGGCACCGGCAGAAUAGACUCCAAGGACCUAAAAGUGGCCAUUAGAGCCCUAGGAUUCGAACCCAAAAAGGAAGAAAUCAAAAAAAUGAUUGCCGACAUUGAUAAAGAUGGUUCAGGAAAAAUCUCUUACGAGGACUUUUUGGAGCUUAUGUCCCUAAAGAUGGCCGAGAAGGAUUCUAGGGAGGAGAUUUUAAAAGCGUUCAGACUGUUUGAUGAUGAUGAAACCGGAAAAAUCAGCUUUAAGAAUCUUAAAAGGGUGGCGAAAGAAUUAGGGGAGAACCUCACUGACGAGGAGCUACAAGAGAUGAUUGAUGAGGCAGACCGAGAUGGAGACGGUGAGAUAAGUCAGGAUGAGUUUUUAAGAAUAAUGAAGAAAACCAGCCUUUAUUAAGAAGAAUUUCCUCAUAUCGUAUUGUGGUACUUAAGAGUGUUAAAGUGUGUAUUUUUUUUUUGCCCAACAAACUGUUCUUGUUGAAGUUUGUUAAGCUUAGCUAUGGUUUUCGGCUGUUUGAAUGAGACAUUCCUAUUUCGAGUAUCCAUCGAUCUAGUCAUAGUUUUUUAAUUUUGUUUUUUUUAUAAUUCGGGUUUAAACAAAUGAUAUUUUGUGAAAUUA
Messenger RNA from Anthonomus grandis grandis, 936 nucleotides. RefSeq lists its product as uncharacterized. Gene Ontology annotation, biological process: mitotic cell cycle; centriole replication. The record is from RefSeq and is a predicted model, not a curated record. Gene Ontology annotation, molecular function: calcium ion binding. The coding region runs from base 190 to 714 and encodes 174 amino acids. The transcript is spliced from 4 exons. NCBI's taxonomy places the organism in Eukaryota, Metazoa, Arthropoda, Insecta, Coleoptera, Curculionidae. Gene Ontology annotation, cellular component: centrosome; centriole.